AUGGAGACCAAGGAUACCACAGAGGGUAUAACCAAGUUUUUGAGAUCGAAAGAUCACUCAGUUGAAAUUAUUUUAUCAACUGCAUCAUCUUUGAUCAGAGAUGAGCUACAGGUAUAUUUUCCAGGAAAAACCAGAUUUGUAUUUGAAUUGCUAUGUGAUAGACUAAAUGACUUCUCUACGCCCCAAUUUAAGAGGUGGAAAUAUAAUACCCAAGCUUGGAGUCUUUUGGGCCAAGUCUGGCAAGAUCUAAGUAAAGACGAGGUGACUAGAAGCAUUAGAAAUAGGACGUUUAAGAAGGUAAAGCUCAUAGAUUUGUUCGUGGAUCUUUUCAAACAUAAUUCUCCAACAGACUUGAUUAAUGUGGCGUUUGAGGUAAUACAACAAAUAAUCAAGGAGAUCUAUAUCGAAAUGGAUAACGACCUCUCCAUAAGUUUAUUGUCAUCUUAUGCUCGAUAUAUUAAAUCUGCAAAAUUUACUGAUGAGUGGACAUCCAUAAUUGAAAGACUUUAUCUACUUCCGCAGUCGUCAGUAAAGUUUAAGCUAUCUAAAAAGUCAACAGCAAAGUUUUUCAGGGAAGCACUACCCUCUACAUUAAACUUUAUCACUUCUACUGAGAGCUGCAUGACAACUAAGAUUUUAAAUAAAAUAUUGAAACAAGUUGUACUCGACAAAGAAAACAUAUCCCACUUGGAAUCAAAUACUAAUCAAAUGCUUAACUCAACGAUAGAGACACCAUCACUAGAGUCGCUUCGUUAUUUAUUCUCAUUGAUUAUCAGCCAUUUAUCCAAUAAGGAUAUUUCUCUAUGUGAAAAAUUGUAUCAUUUACUAACAUCAAAAGAAAGCUUGCAUGAUUUGGCUGAGCCCUUACUUAAAACUUUGGCUGAUGCAAAUAUGCCAUUAUCCGGCGAUUUCUUUCUUUCGAUCUAUGACAAGCAAAUCAAUAUGCGGAAACCUAUAGAUGUCAAUUGGGCAUUGGUGAACUAUUUAAUUAAAGUAGGUGUUGAGAUGGCCAUUGAAAAAGCCGAGCAAAUUCUUACCAUAAUACCGGUAGAAGCUAUAGAAAGAGAUAUUGCAUUGAGCAUUGGUGAGUCAUUGGCUGAGGUAUAUAUUAACGCGAGAGAAGUACCGCAAUUCUUUCAUUUGAUCUGGCCAAAAGCUAUUGCUAAUAAUAAAAUUUGGUCCAGCGAAGAUUAUAUGAAUAUAAUUGCAUCUAAAAUAGACCGUUUGACAGAGCACGAACUUAAAAGUAUUUUAGAUAUUCCGCCAUUAGAGAAGAAAGCGGUUGCGACCUUGGUUAUUUCAGUAGUAAAAGGUUUACUUAAGAAUUCCUUUCAAAAACAAAAUGCCAUCAAAUCGCUUAUAUUGGACAAUAGUGCCCUCUUUAUUGAUACAGAUUGGAAGCUUUAUUACUACUUAUUAUGCAUAUAUGGUGACGAGUGCAUUUCUCGCCAAAACAUUGCAAAACAGCUAAAGAAUAAUCAUUCUGACAAUUAUUAUUAUUACUGUGUAUUGCGGUUUCUUGAAUUGACAGGAUCAAAGAAGGAAAUAGGUGAUUUUCAAUUUCAUUUCUUAGAGUUUCUUAAAGAAAAUCCCCAGGAGUAUGAAUUUAUAUUCAAGAGAUGGGUUAUUGUAAUUAAUAACUACUUUUCGAAAGAAGAAAUUCAGUGGCUAGUCGGGUCACUUUUUGAUCUCCUGAAACCUGAAGACCUCACGGAUCUCUUUCAUGAAUCUAACUCUAUCAUUUUUGAACAGGAUAUGAUAACUGAUGCUGUACUUCUUGAAGUUUCAAAACGAGUUAACUUGGAUCCUAAAUCACUUUCGCUUCUACAUCUUAUUCCAAUACAAUGCUUUGGAAAGAGAAUUAAGAAGAAGUUAAUCGAGCAAGUGUAUUUGAUGGCGCUUGAUCCAGAGUCUGAGGCCUCCCAGGAUGCUGCAAUAAAUUCACUAGGUCAUCAUUUGUCUCAGCCCUCAUUCACUUCUUCGAUCGAAACGAACUUCAUUAAUACAUUAAAACUCGUUAAUAAUACACGAAAUGAUUUGAAAGAUAAAUCAUUAAAGAUAUUUCGAACUAUUUGGCAAAAUCAUUUACAUCAUUACGGCCUUGCUGAAAAUCAAGGUUACAUCACUUCAUCAUUUAAGAUUUUGUGGAAAUAUUAUGAUACGGUGUCUGAGUCACAAUUUUCAGCAGAGCUUGGUAUGUCCCUUGAAAUAUUACAGUUAGGUUAUGAAUUUGGUUCAACUGACGACAGCUAUGCUUUGCAAUACAAGGAGCUUGGUGAAAAGUUUGUCAAGGUUGUUGUCAAUUCAUUAGUAGAAAUAACAUCAAAUAAUAGACAAGAGGAUUAUGUUUUCAUAGAGUGGUUGUUGAAUACGCUUUAUGAAUUAAAAGAUCACAAUUCUACUAUUUCUUCGGAUGUCUUGAGGUCCUCCAAAUCACUUGGAUUAAACUUGUCGGUAUCCAAGGAUUCACCGGAACUAAAUUCCUUAAGAAAAGCCGUAUUUGGUGCUCUUUCAAAAUUCAUGUAUCCAACAUUUGAUAAUUCCGUUUACUUGUUGGCUUUAUUCAUAUCAUUGGAGAAAUACUAUACUGACAAUAAAGAUGUCUUGAAAGAUUUUCUUUCCAGGCUAUCUUCUUUGAGGAGUGACGAAUAUUUUGAAACCUACGACUUCUUAUUGUAUUCCUUAAGGGAAGCGAAUACGGAGGACAUCAAUACCUUAAUCACAGUUCUUAACGCCAUUAUUCUUUGUCUUCCUAAAGAUUAUACCGAGAACAGUAUAUCUAACUUCGUUGAAUCGUUGACAGUAUUACUGUUGAAGGCUGAUUUUCUUAAUGAAAAAUCAAGAAUUUCUAUUAUAUUUACCUUAACAAAGCUACUUACUGAAAAGACGUGGCUAUUUACGCAAUAUGCCUUGGAGAGUACAAUUGGUCUAUUAACGAAAUUUACAUCUAUGUUAAAUGAUGGAUGUUCUCUUCAGCUCAAAUCAGAAACAUAUAAACAAAUUACCAAAGCAACUUCUUCAGUACUCUUGUUUCAUAGAUUCAAGUUAUCUUCUAGAAAUCAUAUACUCAUCAAAUUGUGUGCUGUUUUGCUUGAAGUUCUUUCAUUAAAAUCUGGUGAUACUACUAUUUCAAGGGACGUCGAGUGUGCUAGUGCAUAUUCCCGUUUGCUCACUAAUAUCUGUGAACCUUCAAAAUUGGGGAGAGAAAGCCUUUCGAAUGCUUUAAAUUCGACUUCUGCAGCUAUCAGAAGAACUUUAAGAAAACAUUUACAUGUAUUAUUACUAAACUUCAUUUAUUACAGCUUGAAUUACAAUUUUGACCAAAAGGUAAUCAAAAUUGUCACAAGUGGUAUAUACAGUGUGCUUGAUGUUCUUUCAGCAAAAGAGUUGAAUCUAUUGAAUGCGUCGUUAGAUGGUCCCGGUAGGAUUUACUUUAAGACCUUAUAUUCUGAGUACAAGUCCUUUGGAAAAUGGAAAGACGAUUAA
Molecule: messenger RNA, 3486 nt
Organism: Priceomyces carsonii
Lineage: Eukaryota; Fungi; Ascomycota; Pichiomycetes; Serinales; Debaryomycetaceae
Exons: 1
Coding region: 1-3486 (1161 amino acids)
Biological process (GO): ribosome biogenesis
Cellular component (GO): nucleolus
Source: RefSeq, a predicted model, not a curated record